This is a messenger RNA of Penicillium brevicompactum, 1788 nucleotides long. It is a transcript of the gene cdcA, whose product is annotated as phosphoprotein phosphatase CDC14. NCBI's taxonomy places the organism in Eukaryota, Fungi, Ascomycota, Eurotiomycetes, Eurotiales, Aspergillaceae. Gene Ontology annotation, cellular component: nucleolus; mitotic spindle midzone; mitotic spindle pole body. The transcript is spliced from 4 exons. Gene Ontology annotation, biological process: regulation of exit from mitosis; microtubule cytoskeleton organization; positive regulation of cytokinesis. Gene Ontology annotation, molecular function: protein tyrosine/serine/threonine phosphatase activity; protein serine/threonine phosphatase activity. The record is from RefSeq and is a predicted model, not a curated record. The coding region runs from base 1 to 1788 and encodes 595 amino acids.
AUGACUUCUGACUUGAGCCACGGCGGCCAGAUGAUCGAGUAUAUUCAAGAUCGCCUGUACCUCGCAUCUUACGACUCUGCUCCGAGUUCCAGGACUCCAUUCCCUUUCCAUCUGGAUCAACCCAAAUCUCCGAGCAAGCGCGCACGUGCCCAACCCACCACUCCCAGCAAGCGCCGCUCUCCGGUGUACUUCACCAUCGACGACACUCUACUUUACAAUGCGUUUCACGCCGAUUUUGGCCCCCUUCACAUUGGUCACUUGUACCGAUUCGCCGUGCUGUUUCACGAGAUCCUUGGAGACCCAGCCAACAGCGACCGCCCUGUUGUGUUCUACAGCAAGACAGAUGCUCGCAGCCGUGCAAAUGCGGCCUGUCUUGUUGCAUGUUACAUGGUCAUGAUUCAAUCGUGGCCACCCCACCUGGCCCUGGCGCCCAUCGCGCAGGCCGAUCCUCCUUACAUGCCUUUCCGCGAUGCUGGAUACAGCCAAGCUGAUUUCAUCCUGAACAUCCAAGAUGUUGUUUAUGGUGUUUGGAAAGCGAAGGAGCAGUCUCUCUGCGGGCUACGCGACUUCAACCUCGAGGAAUACGAAAAGUUUGAGCGAGUUGAUAUGGGUGAUUUCAACUGGCAACAGCCAGUCGCACCCAUCCCCGUGAACACACCCGAGUACGACGCGCUACCCACCACGAUCUCAGAGAUCUCCUCGUCCAAGCUUCCCAUGCCAUUCAAAAAUGUGCUCGCUCACUUCCACCAACGCAAUGUCGGGCUCGUCGUGCGACUCAAUUCGGAGCUUUACUGUCCAUCAUACUUCACUGCAAUGGGUAUCUCUCACAUUGAUAUGAUCUUCGAGGACGGUACCUGUCCCCCCUUGCAACUUGUGCGCCGUUUCAUUAAGAUGGCCCAUGAGAUGAUCACUAUCAAGAAGAAGGGUAUCGCGGUCCAUUGCAAGGCCGGUCUUGGUCGCACGGGCUGUUUGAUUGGUGCUUAUCUGAUCUACAAGUAUGGAUUCACCGCCAACGAAGUCAUCGCGUUUAUGCGAUUCAUGCGCCCUGGAAUGGUUGUUGGUCCCCAGCAGCACUGGCUUCACCUCAACCAGGGAGCUUUCCGCGAAUGGUGGUUUGAGGAUAGUAUGCGCGAGAAGCUUGCUCAAUCUGUACCGGCGACUCCCAGGGUCUCCACAAAGAAGCGCACUAGCAAUGGUGUGGUGUCUACUCCUCCCAACAACAGUCACUCCAAGCGCGCAGCCCUUGGAGAGAUCGACCACAAUGAUGCCUCAACCUACCCCGAUCAAGAUCUUCCUGCGCCGACCCCUGGCCAGCCUCGCAAGUCCCACCGCAAGGACUCACGACACCAUCCUUACUCCCGCACGGCCUCUGGAAACCUAGCCGUUGAGAGCGAGCAGAGAGCCCCUCGCAGUCACCGGAAGAGCAACGAGAGUGAAGAGAGCGAAGAGGAGAUCCAACUUCGCAGACUAGCAAAGCGAUCUUCGAGAUCCCCGGUUGCCUCACCUACGUCGCGUUCCAUUAGUUACUCUGCGACUGUCACCGCCAGCUAUACCAUUGCCGAAGACAACCACCAUGAUCAAGAAAACUGGGUUGGCCACACCACACCUAAGACUCCCGUCAGCCGAAAGAGCGGCACAGCACCAAUCUCCGUUAGCAAGGUCCGCUCCAGUCCUCGCCGAGUCACAGAUAGCAACCGCAGUGAGAGCCGUGGGGUUCGAAAGGCAAGUGGACGUGUUGGUAGCAACCAUAACAUCAGCCCGGCUCGAGCCACCAAAACUGUCCACUAG